Messenger RNA from Malassezia globosa CBS 7966, 2178 nucleotides. RefSeq lists its product as uncharacterized. NCBI's taxonomy places the organism in Eukaryota, Fungi, Basidiomycota, Malasseziomycetes, Malasseziales, Malasseziaceae. The transcript has a single exon. Gene Ontology annotation, molecular function: diacylglycerol O-acyltransferase activity. The record is from RefSeq and is a predicted model, not a curated record. Gene Ontology annotation, cellular component: plasma membrane. Bases 1 to 2178 code for a protein of 725 amino acids. Gene Ontology annotation, biological process: triglyceride biosynthetic process.
AUGAUGUCGCGGCGUGCGCGACGGACUGCGCCAGCUCAAACUGCUCAUGGAUCGACACCACGACGAUCGCGACGAUCAGAGUUUUACGACAGCACAGAUGUUCCGACGCCGCGGCAUGCGCGCGCCUCUGAGCUAGGUGGCGAGCAUGGCAUGACGCCUAAGACAAGGCGCUCACGGCGGCCUGUGCUAGACGACGACGACGACGCCGGUGACCCCGUCCGCCGGCGUUCACGUCGGGCUGACCUAGGCGGUGAUACCGAUGCUCCUCUGCGACCACGGCGUUCACGGCGAUCUGAUGCAUCCAGAAAUGCUGCGGCCGUCGCACCACAUGCACACCGGCACCAGUCACGACCAAGUCAUGGGCCGAGGCGCAAAAGUAUGCCACGGCAAGAGCCCACGAACCGUGCCUUUGUGUCGUCCAGCCGCACAGCCAACUUGCUUGAGGGGAGUGGCAGAUCAGCGAUGGAUGCACGCUCGAUUGAAACAUCUGGCAGUACCGUCUUUCACGACACGAUUGAGAACCACGAUGUGAUGAUGGCUGCCCGUGAGCCACCCCGGACGAACAAGACGCGGCAUCUCGCUGUACCGCCGCGCAACCAAGUCAAUACGAUGAAAGAAGGCCGUGUAUUUGCGAUGAAUGGCAUCGACAACCUCACACUUCUCAUGGAGGACGAUACGUACCAGCCGGCGUGCUUUUCCAUAUACCUGUUCAAGACACGCCUGGACUACAAGACGGUGCGAGCCUUCUUCGAGGUGCUAGUGCAACUAUAUCCAAAGUACCGAUACGUCGUGGACUUUGAGCCGUACUCGGCGCAUCGGCGCGACAAGCGGCGGCGGAAGCAGACGGCCGAAGACGCUGAGCGCGUGCAUCGCGAGCGGAACGAGGCGAUGAAGCGGGGGAAUCUGCCGCCGAACCGAGGGCCGCGCAUGAUGUACUCCAAGACGCUGCGGGCCGGCUCAUGGCUCCGCCCAGCGCAGUGGCGCAUUGACGAGGACUUCCACGUGUCAGAGAACAUCGAAGUGAUCUCGUGUGAAGGGCACGGCACCGACGAGCAGCUGUUCAAGGUCGCGGGACGCUUUCUUGCUCGGCACUUCGACUACAACAAGCCCGUGUGGGAGGCACUUCUCGUGCAAGGUCUCGAUACAGCCGACGGUGGGAAAAGCGCGCUCAUGAUCAAAAUCCACCACUGCUUUUCCGAUGGCCAAGGUAUGAUCCAGUCAUACCAUGCCGCACUUACUGCGAUGUCCAAAGGCAUGGGCAUCAAGGAAGUGCAGCAGUGGGUCGACACUUCGAAGCAAAAGAAAAAGAGCCAACGUAAGGCGCUCAAGCCCUCCGUCUUUGGCACCAUCUCGCACACGUGCUACACGAUUCGCGAACUGUACAUGCGCCGGCGCAGGUCGUUCGUAUACCGCAACAUGAAGAUGAAGCGUACGCCGCAGCGGCUGUACUUCCACUCGGACGGCAUAUCGAUGGACGCAAUCAAACGCAUCCGCGAGGCGUACUCAACAGAAACCAUGAACCUCACCCUCAACGACGUUGCUAUUGCGAUCCUCGCUCGGGCUAUGGCGCAGGCGUCACGCCGGCUGAGUCCGAUCGGCACGUCAAGCGAUAACCGUGCUGCUAUUUUUAUUCCCAUCUCGGUGCGGCCCCAGGGCAACUGGGACCUGCACAACUUUACGACUGGCGCGAUGAUUUGGCUCAAGUACCCAAACCUGGACGAGACGCCCGUUGAAAACAUGCUGGCAGAUGUGCACAAGGAAAUGAUGCGCCUCAAAAAGUCACACCUUCCCAAAAUCUGGUACAAGCUGUUCCUGUACUGGUGCAGGCACCGUGUGGGCUUCCUACCAAACUACCCCGUCACUCGGCAGUUGUUCUAUCGUGCGUUCAGCGAGUACCAUGUCGCUACGAACGUGCCCGGCCCUACAGAGCCUGUCAAGUUCGGCCGGCAUGAGGCUUACAGCUACCAUGUGCUGCCACCCAGCUCGCCCGGCAAGGCAACGAUGGCUAUCGGAAUGAUUAGCUAUGCGAAAGACUUUUCCCUCGCUGUGUCAUGUGACGAUGUGCCCGAGUUCCGCGACGUGCCUCACGUCCUGUGUAAGGCGUUCGAGGAAGCGGCCAAGGUGCUGAUCCAAGCGGCCGAUCACCGUCUCGCUAAUAGAAAAGAAAGCACAUCCUAA